AUGGGUGAUCGAUCUUUUGAGCCUGUGGGUGGCAGUGAAUUUGAUGCCAUUGAUAGAGGCGUCGUCGCUGCCGCCAAUAAUCAUAUUGAUGGUGUGAGCCGCCAUAGAAUAGUAUUAUGGAAUCCUGCUAUUAAAAAAUACAAAAUGAUUCCCAAGUCUGAUCGUUACAUGUUGCGACGUGCUAAUAUUCGUCAUUACGAAUCAACACUAUAUGAUUUUGCCUAUGAUUCUGUUACUGAAGAUUAUAAGGUGGUCGCUACACUUGUGAUUAGUGCAAAGGAUAGCAAUUGCAUUGUUGGAAUGUACUCAGUAAAUAAUGAAUCUUGGAGAAAGAUUGGCACUAUUCCUGAUGGUUAUCGAUUGUUCGACCAAAAUUCAGUUUCACUAUAUGGUACAAUUAACACGAUGACGACUACUUCAGUUCAAGCAAAUAGAAGCAGUACGUUUAAUAAAUUCGCGAUCAUUUCCUUAUUUGUGGCUGAUAAAAAAUUUAUUGUAACGCCCGUUCCAUUGGAAUAUUGUGGGAGUCCUAUGAAAUUGUCUAAUUCUUUAAUCGUCUGUGUGUUUCCAUGUUUGUUGAGAUGA
Nicotiana tabacum (common tobacco) is the source of this 585-nucleotide messenger RNA. RefSeq lists its product as uncharacterized. Lineage: Eukaryota; Viridiplantae; Streptophyta; Magnoliopsida; Solanales; Solanaceae. The record is from RefSeq and is a predicted model, not a curated record.